Molecule: messenger RNA, 610 nt
Organism: Exaiptasia diaphana
Lineage: Eukaryota; Metazoa; Cnidaria; Anthozoa; Actiniaria; Aiptasiidae
Product: neuromedin-U receptor 2-like
Exons: 3
Coding region: 17-610 (197 amino acids)
Biological process (GO): G protein-coupled receptor signaling pathway, coupled to cyclic nucleotide second messenger; chemical synaptic transmission
Cellular component (GO): dendrite; membrane
Molecular function (GO): G protein-coupled serotonin receptor activity; neurotransmitter receptor activity
Source: RefSeq, a predicted model, not a curated record
UACCACAAAGUAGAGGAUGCCUUUGGGRGAAAACCAAUGUACAGAAGUUCGGGCUCCCUUUGGAUUAUCGAUUACAACGUCRGUCAUCACCAGUCUCCUGACAGUCAUCACUGCUCCAGGCAAUUUUCUCAUUUGUAUUGCAAUCCUGAAAGAUCCAAAUAAGGAGUUAAGAACGGCAUUCAACUACUUACUGAUGAAUGUUGCCAUUUCGGAUCUUCUUGUUGGUGCCAUUACUGACCCAAUAUUUGUGUUAUUCCAUAUAAGGGAAGCACUUGGAUACCCAGUGAUCACGUGGUAUGUCUUGCCUCACAUGUCGUUCUUUAUUGGUUGUACGUCAUCACUUCUAAGUAUCGCCAUGUUAGCUAUAGAGCGGGCCAUCGCGGUAAACGCGUCAUAUCACAGAAAACUCCCGCGUAAACGAGCCAUCAAGAUGUCAGUCGCCAUCUGGAUCUUCUCCAUAGCAUUUCCCUGUAUUUACUUUGAGCUUGGCUACUUUAAAUUCGCUUUUAUCUUCUCCAUCCUCAUGAUUAUCGUCACGUUUGCAACUCUUUGUGUAUUAAACACGGUAGCAACACUCGAAUAUUCUAAAAUUACAAAAUUGUUCUCGUAA